Messenger RNA from Nycticebus coucang (slow loris), 1109 nucleotides. It is a transcript of the gene GINS2, whose product is annotated as GINS complex subunit 2. Gene Ontology annotation, cellular component: nucleus; GINS complex. Bases 98 to 655 code for a protein of 185 amino acids. Lineage: Eukaryota; Metazoa; Chordata; Mammalia; Primates; Lorisidae. Gene Ontology annotation, biological process: DNA replication; double-strand break repair via break-induced replication. The record is from RefSeq and is a predicted model, not a curated record. The transcript is spliced from 5 exons.
GCGGGAAAGUGGCGGCCAAGUGGCGUCCCUGGUUGCUCCUCCCGUGUGCUGCGGGGCCUGCGGGGGUCGCGAGUCCCGGGCGGGCAGCUCCGCCGCCAUGGACGCUGCCGAGGUGGAGUUUCUGGCCGAGAAGGAGCUGGUUACCAUCAUCCCUAACUUCAGUUUGGAUAAGAUCUACCUCAUCGGGGGGGACCUGGGGCCUUUUAACCCUGGUUUGCCGGUGAAAGUGCCUGUGUGGUUGGCAAUUAACCUGAAACAAAGACAGAAAUGUCGGUUGCUCCCUCCGGAAUGGAUGGAUGUAGAGAAGUUGGAAAAGAUGAGGGAUUGUGAACGAAAGGAAGAAACUUUCACCCCAAUGCCUAGCCCAUACUACAUGGAACUCACCAAACUCCUAUUAAAUCACGCUUCAGACAACAUCCCCAAAGCAGACGAGAUCCGGACCCUGGUCAAGGACGUGUGGGACACUCGCAUAGCAAAGCUCCGCGUGUCAGCUGACAGCUUUGUGCGACAGCAGGAGGCGCACGCUGAGGUGGAUAACUUGACCCUGAUGGAGAUCAAUACCAGUGGGGCGUUUCUCACACAAGCGCUCAAUCACAUGUACAAACUGCGCACAAACCUCCAGCCUUCCGAGAGUUCCCAGUCUCAGGACUUCUAGAAAGGCUCGUGAGUGGUGAGGGUGCGGCAGCUGUGAGUGCUCAGGCCACGCACGUACUCGUGGUUCUGGAGCUCCAGAAACAUUCUUGACUGUCUGUAAAACGUGCUCUUCGGGGAUGGGUUUGUAACUGUCCUCCACUUGGCUCCCUGGCAUGUUCAAUUCCACAUCUAUUUCUAGAAGUCAGCUUUUCUUUCAUGGGAGAAAGAAGAAAGGUGUAGACAAGUAAGUUAUUCUCCCCCGCACAACUCACACGCGGUGAGCAUGCAGUGACUGUUAGUGUACAGUAAGAGCGGCGAUGUGCUGAUAGCAGUUUUCCCCUUUUUGAUCCUGAUCUCUUGGGCUAAAUUUAGACUCCUACAGAGAGGGUGCUUACAGAGGGUGGCAGAUGGAGCAGCUAGUGAUGCUGACCAGCACUUACCCUCUAAGCUCCAAUCCACAAUAAAAAUGGAAUCAA